Molecule: messenger RNA, 534 nt
Organism: Theileria equi strain WA
Lineage: Eukaryota; Apicomplexa; Aconoidasida; Piroplasmida; Theileriidae
Product: golgi membrane protein yip1domain containing protein
Exons: 3
Coding region: 1-534 (177 amino acids)
Biological process (GO): vesicle fusion with Golgi apparatus; endoplasmic reticulum to Golgi vesicle-mediated transport
Cellular component (GO): trans-Golgi network
Source: RefSeq, a predicted model, not a curated record
AUGAACAACGAAGAUGAACUCAAUGACCCUCCACUGUUGGAAGAAUUGGAUAUCGAUAUUGUAGAGAUUUACAGACACUUGAAGGCUGUCCUUCUGUUCCACAGGGGGGACAAUAUCUUUGCAAACUAUACAGACUUAUCUGGCCCUCUGCUUGUUUUCAUCUUGUUUGGAUUCACGCUCUUGUUUUCUGGAAAGUUGUGCUUUAAAAUACUAUACGUGGUCUCGUUGCUCAGCAACAUUUUCACGUAUUACUUUCUUAAUGUUUUGAGUCAGGGCCCAUAUAUUAACCUAUCAAAGGUUUUUACAAUUUUUGGCUACUCACUAUUGCCGCUUUGCUUCUCACCAAUCAUUUGGAUAUUUUCUGGAUUCCUUAAAAGCGUAUGUAUCGCUCUAAUCUACGCUUGCGUUUUAUGGAGCACUCUAUCUGCUUCAUAUCUGGUCAAAACGGAACUGGAAAUGCAAGAUCGCCAAUACCUUGUCGCCUAUCCAAUUUUCGUAUACUAUACCCUAUUUGCCAAUAUUGUAAUUUUUUGA